Cloeon dipterum is the source of this 1917-nucleotide messenger RNA. RefSeq names its product complement factor B-like. Lineage: Eukaryota; Metazoa; Arthropoda; Insecta; Ephemeroptera; Baetidae. The record is from RefSeq and is a predicted model, not a curated record. Gene Ontology annotation, molecular function: serine-type endopeptidase activity. The transcript is spliced from 12 exons. The coding region runs from base 95 to 1807 and encodes 570 amino acids. Gene Ontology annotation, biological process: proteolysis.
CGCAACUUUAAUCGGAAGAGGAGAGCCGCUGGACAUACCACAGAAGAACGGCAACGGCAGCCCUGGUCGAUCUUGAAGAGAAAAUAUUAUCAAGAUGAGGCGUGGACUUCUCGUCCUUCUCAGCCUCUCGGUUUGCUGCGGACAAAAGGCCAAAAGCGAGGACUACAUUCCAGCUCCGUAUUUUGAUGAGGAUGAAAACUUAAGCGUCAAGGACUGUGCCAACGAAACAUCUCUAAACCACUGGGCCGUGUCAGUUAGAAGCAUAUCCUCUACCUCUGGUUAUGAUAUUCCUUGCCCAGGAAUAGCUAUUUCUCAAAAAACUGUUCUAUUGAGAGAGAGGCUCCCCUUCUUGAAAUCAAGUGUACGUGAUUUACGGGUCUUUUUCGGACAUUGUUGGCAAUCUGACGAAGAAGAAUGCAUCAAGAAUUCCAUCAAAGUAAAAAAAGUGAUUGACGUUGGCAUGAAUUCGACAGCUCAAUUUGUACAUUAUACAGUUCUUAGAACUGAGGAAAUGCCCACUCAAGUAACUCCUCUUUGUUUAUUUAAUCGUGACAACGCAAUUGACUUGAAACGAAAUUCCCCCUACUUUGAAUGGAAACUUUGGUUGAGAGGAGGUUAUGCAGACAGGACACAAAAGAAUGUUACAAGCCAAAGCGAAUGCCUAACAAAUCAGACAGAAAAUCAGCUGGAGAUAUUGAAGGAGCAGCAUAUUCCCACUAAAAAUAUCCUCUGUUUGAAAGAUCAUGAUGAAGGUUCAAGUAACAUAUUGGUAAAUUUGUACAAGGGAAGAUAUUUUUUGAGAGGUACAAAGUUUGGAACUGGAAAUUUAUACAUCGACAUACUGCCCUACAUUUACGAAAUUGCAAGUAACGCAGAAGAUAUUUCUGCUCUUCAUUCCAUCCCGCAGUCAAUUCCGAGAAAACGGUUUCAGUCUCCAGAUGACAAGCUCAGUUUCCCCAACUGUGGAAUAAAGCGGCGCACAAGAAGAACCAAACGAGACCUUGAUGAUGACUCACCCGUUCCUCUUAUUGUGAAUGGGUCAGACGCCGAGGAAAAAAGGCACCCGUGGCAUGCAUUCAUCUACAUAGAAAAUUCAGACUCAACCUCGUCACAAUGUGGCGGCACGCUGAUCUCGCCUAGAGCAGUUUUAACUGCUGCACAUUGCAUUAAUGGAACAGAGGCAACGGAUAUAGAAGUUACUGUAGGAAUGUAUAAUAAGAUUAAUAGAACUUCUGGAGAUCAAAAUAGAACACCCAGCAGACUGCUUGUGCACCCUGACUACAAUUCAAAUUUACAUUACGAUAUCGGUUUGAUGAUCUUUGAUGAGCCAUUUAAAAUUACUGAUAAAGUCCAUCCCAUUUGCUUGUGGAACAAUGGUUCCAAUUUGGACCACAUCGCAGGAAGAUUCGCUGUGGCGGUUGGAUUUGGAUUUAUUGCUGACUACUCUUUACCCGACGAUCUUCAAGAGGCGCAGCUACCAAUAAAAUCACAUAAAGAUUGCUACCUGACGAGCGACCGGAAAUUCUAUGGAAAAUAUCUAUGGCCAGGAGACAAUUUUUGUGCUGGCUAUUUGAACGGAACGAGCACGUGCAACGGGGACAGUGGAGGCAGCCUCUCUCUGAAAAGGCUCGGCCGGUGGUACAUCCGAGGCAUUGUCAGCUUUGGAUACCCGAAAAUUGCAUCUAUCGAAGGUAAUCCGACCAAAGUGUGCCAUCCACAGUACUACUCAUUGUUUACCGACGUUGCAAGUUAUAUAAACUGGAUUGUAGAUAACACACCGGACAUUUCAUUCAAAAAAACGCAAUAAAAAUCGAAGGUAGAAAGAUUACUUAAUGAAUUCAUUCAUGAAGAUAAUGUUAGAUAUAAUUAUGGUGACAUGGCAUUGUAUUGUAACCAAUAAAUGUUAUAAAAUUUGUA